AUGGCGAUUCUUUGGGUCUUUUUCUACUGAAUAGCUGGCACAUAUGCGAAUGGAAAACUUUCAUGCAAUUUGUGAGAAUGCCCAGAUGUAAAAGUAAUUAUCAAUCAGAAAGGAAAUAGCCAUUGCAACCCAGAAUGCAUGAAACCUUAUUGCAAUUAUGACUCAAGCAUUUAUGUUGAUGGACUGGUCAAUAAAGAAAGCUCAGAUUGUUACUGAAGCUGCAUUUAUAUAGAUGGCUGUAAUAAGGAAAUGCUUGGGGAUGGAAUCUGUAAUGACAUUUGCAAUACUAUGAAUUGCGGUUAUGAUUGAGGAGAUUGUGGGUAUUGCGCUCCUUCAUGUAAAUUUUAUUUAGGCACAGAAGCCAGACUUCAAGAAAAGUGCUACCCUGAUUGUAAUGUGCCAUCCUGCUACUAUGGGUCUGGGUCUUGUAAUGAGUGCCAGCCUGGGUGCUCCUCUAAUUUAUUAGGCAACGGAGUCUGCAACCUCGAGUGUGCAUUUCCUGGAUGCAAUUUUGAUUUUGGUGAUUGCGCUAAUUGAAUUUGCGCACCUGGCUGCUUUAUGUGAAUGUACGGAAACUCAAUUUGUGAUGAGGCUUGCCAUGUACCUGAGUGCAACUUUGACGGAUAUGAUUGUGACUGUUCUCCAGGGUGCUUCGAUUCCAUGCUUGGUGAUGGGAAGUGUGAUCCAGCGUGUAAUAAUUGAAAUUGUGUUCUAGAUAGUCAUGAUUGUGGAGCUUGCGCUAGUGGAUGUUAUCCAGAAAUGUUAGGGAAUGGAAUUUGUAAUCCUGAAUGCAAUAAUUAUGAUUGUGAGUAUGACUAUAAAGACUGCGCAUGCUCAAAAGACUGCACUUAUUUAGAUUAUGGAAAAUGUAAGCCAGAAUGCUUAGUAGCUAAUUGCAAUUUUGAUAGAAUAACUCAAUAUCCAAAUUCUUGAUGCCAAAAUAAUGGCCUAGCAAUUUUUUCUUCAUAUCAGCAAAUCAUACGCCAAGAUUUCCAAUAUAUUGCAUACUUAGAAAAUUGCUUUAAGGCCUCGAAUUAUGCUUGCAAUAUUGGCAAAGUUUUUGACAUGAAAAACUGUUUUUGGGAAUGCAAUAUACUUGAAUGCAAUUUUGCAAAUGGUAACUGCAAUUUUUAUGUUAUACAAGAUCCUGAUUGUUCGAGAGUUUAUGUCGGCCAAAAUUAUCUAAUGUGUCUUUCAUGUAAAGCACAAUUUUUAUAUCUCGGAUUCUGCAUUCAUGUUGGAAAUAACCCACGUACACAAUUUCCUGAUGGGUCUUUAGUUUAUGUUCCAAGUUAUGACAUUUCAUCAGCUAAUAAUCCACAUAUAUAUUUCGCAACAUCAAUUGCUGGCUCUGAUAUUUAUAAAGGCGAAGGAACUAGAUGAUCUCCAUAUCGGCACUUUCUUGUUGCUUUAUAUUUUUCUACAAAUGCUUAUACAACGAUUUAUCUCUUAGAUGAUGGGGAUUACUUCAUUGAUCUAAAUUUUGAUGAUAUUUAUACGUGAGGCUAUUUUGAUUACAAAAAAUCGUCAAAAAACGUUCUUAUCGCUUCUUGGAGUAGAAAUCAAAUAAGAAUUAGACAGCGAAACCCUGAUACUGCAUUUUACCAAAAAUUAUUUGAGUUCUGGUAUUCUUCAUUAGAAAUGAGAAACUUGAUAUUUGAUGGGAAAAACUUCAUUACCUGCGGUGGUAGUCCAUACUGUGAGUACUGCCCGUAUAUAUUCUCAAAUUCAGAAAAUUAUAUGCGUUAUAACGAUAGGCAUGAAGAAAUUUAUGAGUACUUGAGUUCAGCUUAUUGCGAAUAUCAAAAAGAUUUUUAUUGAUUCUUAAUUGCCAAUAGUAAUCUGAUCCUUAAAAAUGUAACUUUUCAAAAUUUUCGAUUUGGCCAUACUGCCCUAAUGAAAAUAGCAGGCAGCAGCAAUGUUGUCCUCAAUAAUGUAAAUUUUGAUAACAUAAAAUUGGCUGAAAUUGAGAAUUCUGGAGUUAUACUUUUUGUUGCUUCCCUGAGUGAUUAUUAUUUUUAUGAUCCUACUCCGGGAACAUUCUUCUAUAAUUAUGGUAAAGUGAGCAGGCUAAAUAAUGGUUAUGAACUCGGAGAUCCAAUUAAUUUAAGAGGAUUUUUAUAUGCUCCAAAUAUCACAUCUGUAGUAAUAAAAAAUGUGGAGUUUGAGUAUAAUAUGAUAUAUCAAAACCCAUUGAAUAUCCUGAAUUCAGCCUCUUUAAUUGCUCUUGGAUGAUUUGAAACAUUAGUAAUUGAUUCUUGCACAUUUUCAUAUAACUACUGCGAACUAGGCAUUAUCAAUAUCCAAAACACGAAUAGCUACUAUAAAAUUGAAUUCGAUGAAGCAGAAAUCAUAAAAUAUUCGACUCUUACUCAUAUUCAUAUAAACAAUACACAUUUUAUAUCAAAUUAUGGAAAAUCAAAUGGGAUUUUUUCUGCACAUUAUUAUAAUGAAACGCAAAAUAUAUUGAUAGAGUCUUCAUAUUUUAUUUCAAAUGGAGCUGAAACCAGUAGUAUAAUAUCAAUCUGAAGUGAGUCAAUGAAAGAUGCAAUUGCCAAAGGAAAAUACAUAAAUGCGACUACUCCAAGUGGGAUUACUAUUGCUGUAAAAUAUUUACCUAAUUUCCUCACAUUGAAGAAUCUGACUUUUCAAGAUAAUUUAUCAGGAGCAGACGGAUUAAUAGAAAUAAAGCAAAUGACCAAUAUAGACAUAGAAGAUAUUCAAAUAAAAGAUAAUGGAGAUAAAUCUUAUAAAGAGGACAAUGUCAAUUCAAUAGUUUUGCUAAACUUCAUUAGGAAUCCUUAUAUUUAUUUAAAACUUGAAGUGUCAAAUCCAGUACAUCUGUCCUGCAAAUCAAUGGCUUUAAUAAGUGGUUCAGUUAAUCUCUUAAUGCAGAACAUCAGCACAGUCAAUAAUUAUUGCAGCAGAUCAUCACCUGCAAUUAUCAUUGAUAAUACAACAUCGAUUCUUAUUGACUCAUUAGAUUCUGAAUGAAAUGUAGGUGCAGGAACUGCUGGGAUCAGUUUAUCUUUACAAAAUCUUAACUCAGCAACUAUCAAAAACUCAAAAUUCAUAAACAAUGUAAAUUAUUUAAAUGGAAGUCCAGGAGCAAUUGAUUUCACAAACAGCAGUACAUUAUUGGUAGAAAACUGCAUUUUUUUAAAAAAUAGUGGCGAUUCAGGAGGUGCUUUAUAUUUUUCAGGUCAAAACCUGCAUAUCAACUAUAGUCAUUUUGAAUCAAAUCAAUCACCUGAACUAUCUGGAGGAGCUAUCCAUUGAAUAGUGCCCCAAAGUUUGACUACUUCCGAUUUAGAAUUUAUUGUUUCGGAUACAUAUUUUAAAAAUGAUUCUUAUAUACAUAAAAAUGGCGCAUGACGUCCGACUCCUCUCGUGCGACGGUAACCCAUGUAUAUCCGGGCAAGAUUUUCAGGAGGAAUGAUAUGGCCCAGCAUUAUAAUGAGCCUAGAAGAAGGUUUGUGGCCUGAUCAUUGGGCAGUUAAUCAUGAAUCCUUUUUCCAGCAGCCCGAAAUGGAGCAGAGUGAUUUCCCUUCUCAAGCUGCUCUUGAUGGCUUGCCCCGAAUCACAGAAGUGGUUGAGUUUUUCUCAGGGAUGUCCUGGAAAAGGGGAGACAGGCUAGGAUGCAUGCAGGCGAUCCCUCUGGUUCAAAGGGUCCUAUAAAAGGACAGCGGCCAGGGUAGGUACAGUUGGCCUUAGAAGGGCGAAGGGACUGAGUUGGAAAUGGUGGUGCCCAGCAUAGGUCUGCGGGCACAAAUAGGGCAAUCCACUACCGAAAACCCAGAGGUACCAAAGGUGGAAGUCCACCAAAUUCGCUUGUGCCACCACGCAUCUGGAAGUAGAGACUUUAAACAUCCAGCACUUACUCCCCCCCUCCGUGAGUGAACAAAAAAAUUUUGUUCACUCACGGAGGGGGUUAAUUUAUUUUUUUUAAAAAAAUUUAUAUAUAAAUUUUAUAAAAAUUUUUUUUUUUCGAAAUUUAAAAAAAUCCUAAUUCGCAAAAAUUGGAAAGUAAAUAUUAAUUUAAUUUAUAAAAUUUAUGUUUUAAAAGGCAAUUCGUUUGAAAAUUAAACAGAAUUAGCUCUAGAUUUCAUUAUACUAAUUAUCAUUUAUAUAUCAAAAUUUUUUUCCAUAAAAAAAUUUUUGUAUAAAAAAAUUUUUGUUCACUCACAGAGGGUGGGUUUUUGGGCAAAAAAUUGCGAUUUUUCUAAUGGUUUUGUUCACUCACGGAGGGGGGGGAGUUAGCAUAACUUUACUAACUUAAAAAUAAUUCUUGCUCUCUCAACGGUGGGUCAAUUUAUUUGAAUAAAAAGUUUUAUUCAAAUACAAAAAUGGCUUUAUCAAUCAGCAAUUCAACAUUUUUGAAAAAUAAAGCAUUUAACGGGGCUUGCAUUUAUAUUGGAAAUUCUAUAAAACUAUCAAGUAACUCUCUAUUAAAUAAUUGCACAUUCAAAGAAAAUGAUGCAUCUCUCUCAGGCUCUCUUUUUAUUUCUUAUUUCGAUGGAAUCCUUUCUAUUGAUAAUUCUAAUUUUAUUGAAAAUAAAGGAUCAUAUAGCUCAGCUCUUCAUGUUGCAAUCAAUGAAAAUAUUGAAGAAAUUCCAUCAAAAGUUGUUUUAAAUUCUUGUGUUUUUCGAUGGAAUAAAGCAUCCGUCACUAUUUUAUUAAGCGAUGAAAAUAAAAAUUCAACGUUGGAAACGGAGUAUUGUUUAUUUGAAUACAAUCUUGGUUCUAUUUUUUCCUUACUGCCCCCAUUUGUGAGCGAACAAAACAAUUUUGUUCGGGACAGGGUAGUUUUUUUCGAAAUAUUAAAAAAUCCCAAUUUGUAAAAAUUGAGAAGUAAAAAUUAAUUUAAAUUUCGAAAUUUAUAUUUCAAAAUGCAACUGUUUAAAAUUAAACAGAAUUAGCAAGAGAGAUUUCAUUAUAAUAAUUAUAACUUAUAUAUCAAAAAUUUUUUUUUCCAUAAAAAAUUUUCGUCGUUCGCCAACAGAGGGUGAGCUUUUACCCAAAAAUAGGAUUUUUCUAAUGUUUUUUCAAUCACGGAGGGGGGGAGUUAGACAAUGAUACACUAAUAGAUAAUAAUUCCACAUUUCAGCACGGAUAUUCAGAUUUAUCUGGAACUGUAGCAACAUUAAAAAAUUCAGCAAUCAUGAAUCUAAAAAAUGCUUUUUUCUAUAAUAACACAAGCACAAUAAAUGGAGGAGUUGCAUCAUUAAGCUACGAAUCUGAAUUUUAUUGUAUAUCAUGCACUUUAAUUGAAAAUUAUGCAACUAAUGCAGGGGGCAUCGCUUAUGCUGAGUCAGAUUCAUUUUUUAUUAUCAAAGAUUCAAAAAUCGAGAAAAAUUAUAGUAAAAAUAAGGGAUCUGUAUUUGCUAUGAUUAGAUGCUCAAAACAUACUUCAGUAAUAAAUAAUUGCGACAUUAAUGAAAAUAGGGCCCAAAAUGGUGGAACUAUUUCACUUUUAUCAUCAGUCAUAGCACUUGUUUCUUCAACUUUUCAUCAUAACCUUGCAGAUGAAAAUAAUGCAGGAAUUGGCUUAUCUUUUUCAAACAUCACUAUUCUAAAUACAAGCUUUUCAGAUCAAUCUGGAAAGCAAGGAUGCUUUAUAGAGAUAAAUGCAAAUAGCAAUGCUGUAAUUGAGGAAUCGAGCUUUGCAAAUGGAUUUUCGACUAGUUCAGGAACUGCUAUUUUUUCUAUUUCAAGCACUGUAACUAUUUUGAAAUCAUUAUUUUCUAAUAUAGCUUCAAGCAAUGGAGGAGCUAUCUUUAUUUACAAAGAAAGCUCAUUAUAUCUUAAUGAUACAGUAAUUCAAAAUUCUCAAGGAUCUUCAAUUGAUUCAUAUAACAGUCGUAUCAAAAUAGAAAAUUCACUAUUUAAAAAAUCAACCAAAAAUAUUAUUUAUAGCGAAGAACUACAUUUAUUGACAAUUAAGUCUUCAGAAUUUUCUGAAGGAUCAGGAUCAAAUGGAGGAGCUAUUUAUUGUUUUAAGUGUAUGUCAUUAAUAAUUGAUUCAUGCUCAUUUGAUAGUAAUUUUGCAUCAGAAUAUGGAGGGGCAGUUUAUUUUGCUACUGAAAAAGAUUUUCCGAGAGAUCAAUAUGCGAUAUCCUCAUCUGAAUUUUCAAGUAACAAAGCUAUAAAUGGAGGAGCGGUUUAUAUUGAAAAUUUAAAUUUUACUGUUUCUUCAUCUAAAUUUAUCAAAAAUUUUGCAGAUUCAUCUGGAUUAAAAAAUAAUGAUAAUGGAGUGAUCGAUGGGAUUGGAGGUGGAAUUAACUUUAGCUGCAAGGAUUUUGGCAUAUGCUUUUUUAAUGUAUCUUAUAGCAAUUUUACGGAAAAUGCAGCAGUUUAUAAUGGAGGGGCUAUCAGUUGGAAAGACGCUGAGCCAAUGAUUAUAUAUAAUAACUUUGAAAGAAAUUCUGCAGAAUAUGGAAAUGACAUUGCUUCAUUCCCUAUUAUGAUGGCAUAUCAAGAAAUUAAAAACACGAAAAAGGCUUCAUUACAAUCACCGACUAUAGAUGGGAUUGCUUCGGGUCAAAAAAGCAAUAAACCUAUUGAAUUUGCUUUAGUUGAUCACUAUAAUCAGAUUGUUAAAACAGACAACAUAAGUCAAGCACAAAUGCUCAGCGCUAGUUCAGAUACAAUUCUUUUUGGAAUAACUCUAGCAACAGCAGCUAAUGGAAUUUUUAGCUUCACUGAUUAUGUCAUCACAGCUCAGCCAGGAUCCUUAACUAAAAUAGAGAUUUAUACUUCUGCCAUUAAAGAAUCAGACGGCUAUUCAUCAUCUAGUCAAGAUUUUUAUGCAGACGUAAAAGUCCGUUUAUGCGAAUUUGGAGAGGCAACUGUAAAUAUUACUUGUUUGAUUUGUGAAAAGCCUUAUUAUAGUUUAAAUCCAAACAAUACUGCAUGCCUUGCCUGCCCUGAUCAUGCUGAUUGCUAUGGAAAUUAUACAAUUGUCCCUCAUUAUGGAUAUUGGAGAGAUAAUAAAUAUAUACUGAUCAUUUUUGGGGGUGAGGAGGGUUAGACCGACUGUUGUAUCUAUGUCUACGAUGGAGUAGUGUUAGUUAGAUCACCUCAAAAUGGUGCGACAUAGGUAUUGGAAAUUUUUAAAAAUUUCCAAUUAAUCACAACCUCUUUAUAGAGCCGGCCUAUCCCGAUAGGGGUGUAUCGACUUAGGCCGACUCACCAAAAAAUUUUUCGGGAUAGGCCGGAUGCAAAAAUUUGGUAUAGUGUUAGGCCGGGAAUUUUUUUUGUUUUGUUUUGGCAAUAGAUUUAGGCCGUAUUUUUAAAAUUUUUUUUUUUAGCAAUAGACUUAGGCCGGAAAAAAAAUACAGUCGUGUUAUGCCGAUUAUAUAUGUUAUUUUUCAGAUAAAUUAAUUUAAUAAAAGAUAGUAAGAAUAUUGUAAGAAUAUAUUUGAAAUAAUCCUUAAGCCUUUAAUUAUAUAUGAUAAAAAAUCGUUUAAAUUUAAUAUUGCUACGCUUAAUAAUAAAAUUAUUCCAUUAGAUGAUCCAAGUCUUGAUCUCCAAAUGAUGAAAGCAACCCAUCGUCUUGAGGUAUUGUCCAGAAUAUAAAUUAAGUAUAUCUUUACUUAUAUAUUAAUGUGUUGAUAUUAAGGAAAGCUAUGGAAUUAUGAUUAGUAUUAUGUAAAAAAUUAGUGAUUGUACAGAAUAAACAUUAAAAUAAUAAUUUUCACUGCACAAAAUUGCUAUAACCUGAUUAAACCUUAAGUAUUCUGCAAAACCUUCAUGAAAUUUUUUCCUAGUUUAUUGGGUUUCGGCCUAAAACUACUAAAAAAAAAUUUGUUUUUAAAAAUCUGGCCUAUCUCUAUUUUUUUUCUGUGAUCCGGCCUAAGCCGAUACUACCCGAUUCCUCCUUGUCGACAUAGGCCGGCUCUGAUAAAAAUAUAGGAAAAUUUUAAGAAUUUCCAAUACCUGUGUCGCUAAAUUUAAAACAAAAAAAGCUAUCACUACAAAAAAAAAGACAUAACUUUGUAAGUCGGCCUUACCCUAACAUAAAGAUGGAGAUAGGCCGACCUACGAAAUUAUGCAUAUUUUUUUGUAGUGAUAGCUUCUUUUUACUAAAAUUUAGCGACAUAGGUAUUGGAAAUUCUUAAAAUUUUCCUAUAUUUUUAUCAGAGCCGGCCUAUGUCGACACGGAAGAAUCGGGUAGCAUCGGCUUAGGCCGGAUCACAGAAAAAAAAUAGAGAUAGGCCUGAUGCAAAAAUUUGGUAUAGUGUUUUAGGGCCGGAAAAUUUUUUUUUUUUUUGUUGCAAUAGAUUUAGGCUGAGAAAAAUAAUUUUUUUUUUUUGUUUUAGCGAGUUAGGCCGAAAAAAAUUAUUAAGAAAAUAUAUAUAAAAUCGGCCUAACCCUAUUAAAUUUUUUUGUUUCUUCUUUUUUCGGCCUAAGCCUAUUGCGAAAAAAAAAAAAAAAUUUUCCCGGCCUAACACUAUACCAAAUUUUUGCAUCCGGCCUAUCUCUAUAUUUUUUGGUUGAUCCGGCCUAAGCCGAUACCCCCCUGCUCUUCCCUGUAGAUAUAGGCCGGCUCUGAUCAUUUUUGGAAAUGCCCAUACCCUCCAGCUUGUUUGGGAUCCCCAGACCUCAAUAAUAUUUCAUAUACAGGAAUCUGCAAAAAAGGCUAUAAAGGGAACAUGUGUCAAUCUUGCGAUUCUGGAUAUUCAAGACUCUAUAAAAAUGAAUGCCAAAAAUGCCCUGAUACUGAUGUCAAUAUCAUGAGAAUGUUUGGAUUUAUUAUUAUUUUUUUUAUUAUUACAUUAUUAACCAUAAAAGCUGUAAAAAAUUCUAUCCUAGGGCUUUCAACAUUUACUUCAGUUAACAUCAAAAUAUUUUGGAAUUAUUUACAUAUUAUAAUAAUCAUCACAACCUUCAAUUUAAAUUGGCCACGAUGAUUAAUGAAGCUUUUUUAUAUAGAAUUAAGCAUGAAUUAUGUUGGAGAGCAACUAUUUUCUUUGGAUUGCCUUUUUCAAAAAUCAAAUCUGAAAAUAAAAAUAUUUUAUACCAAACUUAUAUUUAUUAGCUUUAUACCUAUAAUGCUAUGAGUUUUAUGCUUUUUGUGAUGAAUAUUAUACUAUAAGAUAAAAUUAAGAAUCUGAAAACCGAUUUCUGAUAGUCUAGUUUCCACCUCAAUUAUUUUAGUAUUUUUGAUCUACCCGGGUCUCAUUGAAACUCUGCUCAGUAUUUUUAGUUGUAGAGAAAUAAAUUCUGAUGAGUAUUGACUUAAUAUUGAUCUUGAUAUUCAAUGCUGGGAUUUUGAUCAUGUCUUUUUUUCAUAUUUGAUAGCUCUGCCUGCAAUCAUAGUUUGAGGAAUUCUUGUCCCAGCAAUUUGGCUGGCAAAGUUAAAUAGAUGUAAGAACAGAUUAGAAGAAACAGCAGUCAAAUUAAGAUAUGGCUUCCUCUACAAUGGUUUUACUAACAACCCAGUCCGUGAGCAAACAAAAACCUUUUGCUCGUUUACGUAGGGGGUUAAUUUUUUUCAUAAUUUUUACAUAUAAAUUUUAUAGUAUUUUUUUUUCUUCAAAAAAUCAAUAUUGAAAAUAAUUUUGAAGCAAAUAUUAAAUUAAAUUUUAAAAUUUAUGUUUUAAAAUUCAAGCUGUUUAAAUAGAAAUAGCUAGAGAUUUCGUUAUAAUAAUAAUUAUUACUUAUAUAUUAAAUUAUUUUUCUUAAAAAAAUUUGGCAAUGCUUUUGUUCUCUCACAGAGAGGGGGAGUAAGCAAUACUUUUAUUGAGAAUUAGUGAUUUUAUAUUGCAAAAUUGCGUUGAUAAGCUUUUCGGUGUUCUUAUCAAACAUCUCAAUUUCUAUCCAAGCUCUUGCAGUUACGAUUUUAUUAAUUUUUUUCCUUAUUUUACAAAAUAAAAAUAAACCAUUUGCAGACAAGCGUUCAAACGAAGUGGAACUAUUUUCUAAAUUUACUUUAUUAAUUACAGCGUGCACUGGUCUUUUCUUUUUGACUGAUGAAUUAGAAUAUCCUGGAACAGUUUUUGUAUUUAUAAUAGCAUUGUGUUCAAAUGUUUCUUUCAUUAUUUAUAGUUUACUACGAAUCUUUAGUGAAUUUCUGAAAUUAAUUAAAGAGAAGUUUUUAUUGAUAAGAAACAUUUUAUUCAGAAAAUCUGAAGCAAAAACAAAUUAUAUUAUCGAAGAUAGUAUAAGUGAAGAUGCAAAGAAUAAGCAUAUGGAUUAUACGCAUAUCACAGCUAGUAGAAUCAUCAAUAGCUCUCAAGAAAUCGAAAAUGAAUGCUUUGGAAAUAAUUCAAAUAAUAGAAUCAAUUUUCGAGAAGCUGAUCCGAACCCUUCUGAAAAUAGCGCUCUAUCUAGUCAAAACGAUAAUUAA
This is a messenger RNA of Blepharisma stoltei, 10351 nucleotides long. Lineage: Eukaryota; Ciliophora; Heterotrichea; Heterotrichida; Blepharismidae. The record is from the annotation of a GenBank genome assembly.